AUGGGGAAGAGCAGUAGUAAUGAUGAUGAACGCCGUCUUGAUUAUUCGGGUAUUGAACUGUACCCGAACUGGGGUAAAUUUGAUAUCUUGGUUGCAGUUGCAGAAGUAGAGAGGAUCAGAUUGGAGGAGGAGGAAAAAGAAAGGAAACUCAGGCGAAAUCUUUCCACUUUCUUGAAACUUCUUGCUGAAAAAGAAACAGAGGAAUCAUCAGUGGACAAUGGUUCAGAUGUGGUCGGUAAAUUGCAGCUUCUUGCUGGUAAAAUUGAUGUCAAUUUCACAAAAGGGAAAAGAUCGUUCAGAAGGAAGGCUGGUUCCAACCACACAUUAUUGUCUGAGGAACUUCCUUCAGCAAUAUCCCAGUUUGAUUUUGAAGGCAAACAUCAAGAAGAUGAUGGCAAUCAUGUUCUGUUCUCAUAUGGGGAUAUAAUGAAGAAACCCCAAUUGAAGAGACUGAGAUCACCCAGUGAAGAAAAUAGUACUGAUCAUCAAGAUAUAGAGAUGCCACGUUCCAAGAAAGCAAAAAGCAAGCCUAGAUAUCCUGAUGGACCAUCAACAUCAACUAUCAGUACUAUUCCAGAGAAAUUCAAGAACAGAAUUUUGGAAUUUGGGGGUUCAGAGGGAAGCAUUGUAUUUGUGUUUCAAAAGGUGUUAACAGAGACCGAUGUGAACAAGCAUUUCAGUAGGCUGCUGGUGCCAUUUAGGCAGAUCAAGAAUGGGUUUCUGACUGCUGAAGAGCAGGCUCGUUUUUGGGAUCCCAACCAGAAGUUUGGAAUUGAUGCCAUUUUUGUUGAUCCAUCCCUUGAUGAAGGUAGAAUGAACCUGAGACGGUGGGAGAUGGGUAAAAAAGAUGGUAAAAUAAGUUACAACUUUGCAUUGAUCACUAACUGGAUUAAGGUUGUGGAGAAGAAUGAACUGAGACAAGGAAUGACAGUGCACCUGUGGGCAUUUAGGGGGGAUCUACAGCUUGGAUUUGCUUUAGUUUUAGUUUGA
Molecule: messenger RNA, 990 nt
Organism: Coffea eugenioides
Lineage: Eukaryota; Viridiplantae; Streptophyta; Magnoliopsida; Gentianales; Rubiaceae
Product: B3 domain-containing protein At3g25182-like
Exons: 1
Coding region: 1-990 (329 amino acids)
Molecular function (GO): DNA binding
Source: RefSeq, a predicted model, not a curated record